ACCGCUGUUCUCCUCUCCUCAAAUCCGGAUUGAGGGAGGACACUACAAGAAAGUGGCCAUUCGAUAAUCCAUAUACGUCUAUCCUUCUAUGCCGACUCUCCCAGAUCUGGAAGGUCCUUCCUCUUUAACUAUGAUAUAAGCUCCUCAAUUCACUUUGCUAUCUGAUUUCAUUGCUGAAAUCGAACUUCAUCUAUUCCUCCAGAUCUACAUUUUCAACAUUUUCGUUCCGCUUUUUGAUUCGGGAAGUUUCUGUAGAUCCGUCGAUCAUGGAUUUUAUGAAGGUUUUUGAUCAAACUGUUCGAGAAAUAAAGAGGGAGGUGAAUUUGAAGGUCUUGAAGGUUCCUGAGAUGGAACAGAAGGUACUGGAUGCGACGGAUAAUGAACCUUGGGGUCCUCAUGGCACCGCGUUAGCAGAGAUAGCACAGGCUACAAAGAAAUUUACUGAGUGUCAGAUGGUUAUGUCUGUUUUGUGGACAAGAUUGGCCGAGUCUGGCAAGGACUGGCGCCAUGUGUAUAAGGCAUUGGCUGUCAUAGAGUAUUUGGUAGCACAUGGAUCGGAACGUGCAGUUGAUGACAUUAUAGAACAUACUUUCCAAAUCUCAUCACUCUCAAGUUUUGAAUAUGUUGAGCCAAACGGGAAGGAUAUGGGAAUAAAUGUGAGGAAGAAGGCUGAAAGCAUUGUGGCCCUUUUGAAUAAUAAGGAAAAAAUACAAGAAGUUAGAAAUAAAGCCGCUGCAAACCGUGAUAAGUACUUUGGACUUUCUUCCACUGGAAUUACAUACAAGUCAGGUUCGGCCACAUCUAGUAGUGGCGGCUAUGGAAGUGCUGCCAGAGAUGGCGAUAGGUUUAGUGACAGUUACAGAGACAGGGAUCAAUAUGGAGAAGAGAAGUAUGAGAAGGAUACUUUUGGGAAGUCCCGUCUUGGGGUUACAAGCGAUAAACGGGGGAAUACUUUGAAGAAGGGUUCUACACGCAAUGGAAGUAAGGAUGAAAACAAUAUUUCAUCAAAUGCAUCAAAGUCGUCAACUAAAUUGUAUGACUCUGAUAAGUACGGUUCAAUUCCCUCUCAAAGUUCAAGUGUCCCUUCAAAUAAUUACGAGGAUGAGUUUGAUGAUUUUGAUCCGCGUGGAACUGCUAAGGCUGCUGCUGGAAGCUCUAACGAGUUAGAUCUGUUUGGCCAAAAUUUGGUUGGUGACCUCUUGGAUGCUCCAACAUCUGUUCCCACAGAAAAGCCAGUCAUGAAGAGUAGUUCAUCAGAGGUUGAUCUGUUUGCAGAUGCAACGUUUGUAUCAGCAUCACCCCACAUAGAAAAGGCACCAAAUUCUCAAACUCAGACUGAGGUUGAUCUAUUUGCUUCCCAGCCUGCCACGGCUUCUUCAGUUUCUUCAGUAGUUGAUCCUUUUGCUAUCCCUGAUCCCGUUGUGCAGCCACAAAUUAAAGCUUCCAACCCUGCACCGACAGAUUCUAACAUUGUUGAUCCCUUUGCUGCUGUUCCCCUUAACAAUUUCGAUGGAUCUGAUUUCUUUGGUGCAUUCACUCAUUCUGGUUCAGCAUCUUCGGAACCCUCACAGAAUGAUGUCAAUGAUGGAAACAAUAAUUUGGGUGGAAAGUCUUCGGCAGACUCUAGUGCUCCACUGAAAAAGGAUACUUUCCAGGUGAAGUCAGGAAUUUGGUCUGAUUCACUGAACCGCGGACUGAUCGACCUUAAUAUAUCUGCUCCCAAGAAGGUAUCCUUGGCUGAUGUAGGUGUAGUGGGUGGAUUAAGUGAUGGAUUCGAUGAAAGAGAGAAGGGACCCUCAACUUCGUAUUACAUGGGGCGAGCAAUGGGUGCCGGAUCCGGUCUUGGUAGAUCCAAUUUCACAUCUUCACAGGCAAUGGGUGGGAAUGACAUCUUCUCCGACCGUAGUCGCCAACAAUACCAAUUCGGUGAUUUCCAGAAGUAAUUGUUUUUUGUCCUUUCUCUGCUCUCUCCUUGUUCUCCUUUAAUAUUCUUUUGCAUAAUUGGCAACUACAUUGGAAAUCAUUGAGCAUAUUAGUGUGCUCAGCUUGUUACACUAUACACAAGCAUUAUUAUGAUUUGAGAAUGUAUUUGGUCA
Messenger RNA from Juglans regia (Persian walnut), 2096 nucleotides. RefSeq names its product clathrin interactor EPSIN 1. Gene Ontology annotation, cellular component: plasma membrane; endosome; clathrin vesicle coat. The record is from RefSeq and is a predicted model, not a curated record. Bases 267 to 1943 code for a protein of 558 amino acids. Gene Ontology annotation, molecular function: phospholipid binding; clathrin binding. NCBI's taxonomy places the organism in Eukaryota, Viridiplantae, Streptophyta, Magnoliopsida, Fagales, Juglandaceae. Gene Ontology annotation, biological process: endocytosis. The transcript has 11 exons.